GGGGGAUCCUUUUGGAUAGGGGAGGCACCAAGUUUGCUAAGAGGUAGGGAAAGUUUUAGGAGUUGUGGGUUGGGGAGAAGUGAGUGCUGGUGAGCAAACUCAGGAGGGCCGUCUCAGCCUGCACCAACCAGCCCAGCUCUCUUGAAGUGCUGGGAUGGGCUGGCCGCAACCUGAGAGCAUCCUAAAAAUAACCCCCUGCCCGGCAGAGGAAUGACCUUCUGGGACUUUGUCCGGCUGGGUGGGCAGGCACCUGGGGCUGCAGCGUCCAUGCCCCCUGGCAGGUACCCAGCAGCCGGGGGUGGGAGGUCACACGCGCGCAGAGGGUGAACAUCAAGCAAGGGGGACGGCUGCUUGGGGAGCGCUGCCAGGGCCCAAGUGGCCGGUGGGAUUCCCAGCCUGCUAGAAGAGGGGCUUUUGUUAUGGACUAGAUCUGCAAGCCCAGGCAGUACUUGACGUGACAGGGUGUGCAGGCCCCACCGAGCCAUGCAGAGAUCUCAGGGGCAGAGCAACCUCCAUCCGGCUGGGGGGACAGGACGGGGCUCAGGGAGAGCCCCCCCAAGCCCUGCCAUCCCUCCCAAAAGAGCCAAAGUUGCGACGACUGAGCAGGGAAGCCCUGCUGCUGCUGCGCCGGUCUUCCUGCAGGAGCUGACGGACACAACGGUCAGCAUCGGCCACAGCAUCCUGCUGAAGGUUGUGGUGGCAGGCAGCCCCCAGCCGCACCUGAGCUGGUACAAGGAGAAAGUGCCCAUCGCAUCCACCAAGGAGCAGGACGGCCAAGAGGAGGAGUAUGGCAGCCUCCGGAUCUGCAGCUGCAAAGCAGCCGACGCCGGGGUCUACAAAUGCAUGGCCAAGAAUGAACAUGGCGAAGCGGUCAGCAGCGCCACCGUGACUGUCGCAGAUAUGGAAGACUCGGAGACGGGAGAAGAUGAUGCCAGCAGCACACAGGUGACCCAACGCAGCCAGCUCCAAGAUGAGACCACCUAUAGCUCCCCGACAGGGGAGUCGGACACGCUGGUGGAUGCCUCCAUGAAGACCACGCCGACCUCAGUGCCAGGCCUGUCCCAGACAGAUGAGCACUCCAACUGGUCAGGGAGCCAAACCACGGUGUUGGAGAAGGACCCAGAGGCUGGCCCCACGGUGAGGGGACCCUACCUGCACCCCAGCAUUCCAAGGCAAGCACCUGCCGAGGCCCGGCACCUGGGGGUGGAGCCGCUGGUGCGGGCAUCACGGGCGGAGCUGAUUGGCGUGGCCCCGGGGUCCGAGGACAGCCUGUCUCUGGGGAGCGACCCCUACGGCAGUGCCUUCAGCCUGUACCGGGGCCGUGCCCUCUCCUUGCACGUCAACCUCCCCCAUGGUGGGUACCGGAGAGAUGAUGCCAACAGCAGCAGCAAAACCAGCACAGAUACCCUCCACCCACCAGCACAGAAGCCUCCUCUCCAGCGCCCAGUGUCCCCCAGAGCAGGGCAGUGCCCCGUCCAGCCGCCUGGGGCUGGACGUGGCCCCACCCCACCCGUGGCUCCCCGCAGGAAGCUGCUGAUGCCCCCCGAGUUCCAAGAUACGGCAUCCGAGGAACUGGACGAGAAGCUGAAGCGCCCCAAGUCAUCUGGCUACUCUCAGGCUUGCACAGGAGAGUCCCGGCCCCAGACGCCCCUGAGCGAGGCCUCCAGCCGCGUCUCCGUCCUCCGCCCAUCGCCCAAGCUGCCGCGGACGGGCUCCAAGAUCUUUGACAAGCUGAAGUUCUUUGAGGAGCGACGCAAAAGCCUGGAGCAGAACGAGAACCCUUUUGCGGGGCACACGUGGCUGCCGCUACGCAAGACGCGCUCUUUCGACCAGCCCGGCUUUGACGAUGCCAGCCCCUUCCUCUCGGCCGUCUCCCACGAGGACCUGCAAGAGGACACCCGCUCCGAGCUGGGCGGCGUGGCGUUCCGGCGCCGGGCCUUCCACCAGAAGGCAGCCUCCUUGGAUGAGCGCGGUCGCUUCUCCAGCCGUGUGCACGACAUGGAGCACAAGUUCACGGAGGAGCUGGGCCGCAUCAAGCGCACCGUGUCUCAGCAGCAGCUGCGGCGGUCGCAAGAGCUCUUCAGGUCACCAUCGCCACGUUCCUCCGCCGAGCCAUCUGCUCCCAGGGUCCCGCCACCACGGAAACUCAAGCCCCUUAAGGCUUUGCCGCUGGCAGAGAAUGCCCACGGUGUGCAGCAGCUGGUGUUGUCCAGCGUGGUCCUGGUGGGGCCCCGAGACGAGACCAAGGGGAUGCAAAAGCCUCUGGCGAGGAGCGUGGCCACAGCUGAGCAGGUAGCAGAGCCCAGCAGGGGUCAGAAGGAAAGCGAUCUGAAUGGGCAGGAUCUGCGGAGGAAGGUGGAGCAGUGCCCGCUGACUCUGGCAGCCCCCUUGGGAAGGAGAGACCUCCUGCAGGCUGGGCAUCCAGAGAGCAAUGACUGCAUGGAUGGAGGGUCUGUGAACGCAGCGAAAGGGAGCCAUGAGCCCAAGGGUCCAAGUGCAGCCUCGCAUGCCCGGAAACGGGAAUCUGGUCAGAACGGACAUUCCCUGCCCUGGGCCAAGACGGAACCAGGAGCAGAUAGAAGCAGGGCAGGGACCCACAGUGCAAGCAGAGAGUUGGAAAGAAAGACUGGGAAAGUGGCAGAGAAAAAGGACAACGCAUUACAGCCUCAGGAAGGGAAGAGCACUCGGAGCAGAGGCAAAGGGCGCCGGACGCGGCGAACGUCGCCUGAAUCAGAAUCUUCUGAUGAUUCCUACAUCUCGGCGGGUGAGGACCCACUGGAACGCCCCAUCUUUGAGAUCCCUAUCCAGGAUGUAACGGUCGUAGCUGGAACAGAAGUGCUGUUCAAAUGCAUCAUCACAGGCAACCCUUCCCCAGAAGUGUCAUGGCGAAAGGAUGGCGUCCCCUUUCGGAGCAGCACCACUCGCCCUAUCAAAGCAGAGGGAGAACGCCACACCCUGCUGGUCAGGAGUGCCCGUGCGGCUGAUGCCGGCCUCUACACAGUUUGUGCCACCAAUGAAGUGGGCGAGGCCUGCUGCAGUGCCAUCUUGACUGUGCGGCCAGCUCCCGCAGAGUCCCACAGCCGAUUGGUACCCCAUCACGAGCUCAGCAGCCCUGUCACAUCAGAUGAAGAGUACCUGAGCCCCUUGGAAGAGUUCCCUGAGUCUGGCACCCCGCGGCACCACCCUGUCAUGAAAGUGCAACCCCGAUCUGAGAUUGGCCCACCCCCGGUGCAUGUGGGCAUCAACUUCAAGGCUGCCCCAUCCUUUGAGGUGACACUGAGUGACCAGGAAGUACUGGAGGGGCAGGAUGUGGUCCUGCGCAUUCGGGUACAGGGAGAGCCCAAGCCCAUUGUGCACUGGUUGAAGAACAGGCAUCCCAUAAAGUAUGGGCGGCGCAUUUCUGCUGUGGAGGAGGACGAUGGAUCUUUCUGCCUACAUAUCCGCAUGGUGGAGUGCACUGAUGCUGGCUAUUAUGCCUGCAAGGCCAUCAAUGAGUAUGGCACCAAGCAGUGUGAGGCCAAGCUUGAUGUACAAGUGCACCCUGAGACCCAGUCCUUGGCAGUGCUGGCCCCCCUGCAGGACGUGGUGGUGGGGGCUGGGGAUGCAGCUCUCUUCGAGUGCCUGGUGUCUGGCCCACCUGAUGUGGAUGUGGACUGGCUAUGGCGGGGGCGCCUGCUCCAGCCUGCUCUGCUCCAGUGCAAGAUGCAUUUCGAUGGGCGCAAGUGCAAGCUACUGCUUACCUCUGUGCAUGAGGAUGAUAGUGGUAUCUACACGUGCAAGCUUAGCACAGCUAAAGAUGAGCUGACAUGCAGCGCCAAGCUGACGGUCUUGCCCUCGCAGCAGCCACUCUUCACCCGCAAGCUGGAGGCCGUGGCUGUGGUGGAGGGGCGGAUGGCACGGUUCGACUGCAAGAUCAGCGGCAAACCCACACCAGUUGUCACCUGGACACGCUUCGGCCAGCCUGUGCAAGAGGGGGAAACCAUGCGCCUGCAGCGGGACGGUGGGCUGUACUCGCUGCUGCUCCUGCACGUGAGCUCCGAGGAUGAGGGCCAGUAUGGAGUGAGCGCCAGCAACAAACAUGGUCGAGCCGAGUGCACUGCUGAGCUGUACGUGGAGGAGCCGAGACCAGCAACCAGCUCUCAGAUCUCCAAGCUGGAGAAGAUGCCCUCUAUCCCCGAGGAGCCGGAACAAGGGGAGAGCGAAGUGGAGCGCUUCACCAUGCCUGACUUUCUGCGGCCGCUGCAUGACCUGGACGUGGUGGAAUCCAAGGAGGCUGUGCUCGAGUGCCAAGUGGCUGGGCUGCCCUACCCAGCCAUCACCUGGUUCCACAAGGGCCGGCGCAUUGAGAGCACUGAUGAUCGCAGGAUGAUGCAGUACAAGGAUGUGCAUCGCUUGGUCUUCAUCUCUGUCAGUCACGCCCACGCCGGGGUUUAUAAAAGUGUCAUUGCCAACAAACUGGGCAAGGCCACCUGCUAUGCUCACCUCUAUGUCACAGAUGUGGUGCCCACACCCCCUGAUGGCCCGCCAGCCAUAGCUGCUGUCACUGGCCGAGCAGUCACUCUGAAAUGGAACAAGCCCAAGUGGCUGGAUUCAGCUAUUGACCCUGCAGCUGUGACUUACACCAUCCAGCAGCAGGUCCUGGGUAGCAGCCACUGGACUGUGAUUGCCACGGGGGUGCAUGACACCAGCUACACUGUCCUGGCUCUGAAGAAGGGCAUCCGCUACAUGUUCCGUGUACUCACAGCUACAGCCAAGGCUAAUAGCAAGCCCUCUCCACCCACUGAGGCUGUGCAGCUCCUUGAUCGUGGGCCUUACCUAGCGGAGGCCCCCAUGAUCCUGGACAAGCCGGAUGUGGUGUAUGCGGUGGAGGGGCAGCCGGCCAGCAUCACCGUAACCCUCAACCACGUAGAGGUUGCUGUCACCUGGAGAAGGUCCGGUGUGGUGCUGAAGGACAGCGAUGCCAGCUGGGAGAUGAGCAUGCCCGAUGAUGACCAGCACGCCUUGCGAUUCUUCCGGGUGGGUAGGGGGGAUGUGGGGGAAAUGACCUGCGAGGUGAGCAACCAGCAUGGAUAUGACCACUGCUUCAUCAGCUUGGAGUUGGCAGAGGCACCCCGCUUUGAAUCGAUCAUGGAAGACAUUGACGUUGGGGUGGGCGAGACGCCACAGUUUUCUGUGGUGGUGGAGGGCAAACCCCUCCCGGACAUCAUGUGGUACAAGGAUGAGGUGCUCCUGACGGAAAGCAACCACCUGAGCUUUGUGUACGAGGAGAGCGAAUGCUCGCUAGUUGUGCUGAACACCACAGAGCAGGACAGUGGGGUCUACACGUGCAUCGCCCGCAACCUGGCUGGAGAAGUGUCUUGCAAGGCCGAGCUAGUCGUCCAUGCAGCUGUGCCAGAUGCUGACGCCGCACGGGCAGAAGAAGCCGCGCACACAGCUCGUCGCCUGGCUGAAUAUUACGAUGUCCACGAGGAGAUUGGCAGGGGAGCCUUCUCGUACGUGCGGCGAGUGACCCAGAAGAGUUCCGGUUUGGCCUUUGCUGCCAAGUUCAUCCCAUGCCGCGCCAAAGCUAAGAAAUCAGCACGCCGUGAGCUUGGCAUCAUAGCUCAGCUGGACCACGAACGCAUUGUCUACUUCCAUGAUGCCUUUGAGAAGAGGAAUGCCAUCAUCAUUGUCAUGGAGUUCUGCACAGGAGAAGAACUGCUAGAGCGGAUCGCGAGGAAGACCUCUGUGAGCGAAUCUGAAAUACGUUGCUACAUGCGGCAGGUCCUGGAGGGUGUCAGCUACCUCCACCAUCAUGGCAUCUUGCACCUUGACAUUAAGCCUGAAAACUUGCUGCUGGCUGAACCCGGCAGCGAUCAGGUGCGGAUCUGUGACUUCGGCAAUGCCCAAGAGCUGAUUCCUGAUGAGCUGCAGUACUGCAAGUAUGGCACCCCCGAAUUUGUGGGCCCUGAGAUUGUCAGCCAGAGUCCAGUCUCCGGUGUCACCGAUGUUUGGCCAGUGGGAGUAAUCACAUAUCUAUGUCUCACAGGGAUCUCCCCGUUUGUGGGUGAGAAUGACAAGACUACACUCAUGAACAUCCGCAACUACAACGUGGCUUUUGAGGAGAGUAUGUUCACAGGACUGACGAGAGAGGCUAAAGGCUUUGUUAUCAAAGUACUGGUUAAUGAUCGCCUGAGACCCAAUGCAGAUCAGACCCUGGAACACCCCUGGUUCAAGACAUUAGCCAAGGGCAAGAGCAUCAGUACAGAUCAUCUCAAGCUCUUCAUAUCUCGCCGGAAAUGGCAGCGCUCCCAGAUCAGCUACAAGUGCAACAUGGUGCCACGGCCAAUUCCUGAGCUCCUAGAGGACACAUCCAGCCACUUGUCUAUUGCUGUGCCUCGCCUGCUCAAGGAGACCUCGGUGUUGUCCUCCUCUUCGGAUUCUGAUGACCCAGAGGAGUUGCCCUACAUUCCCAUGCCCCAUCAGCCCGAAUUUUCCGGCUCCCGCAUGUCCCUAACUGAGAUCCCAACAGAUGAUGAGCCUCCCGGCCCUGAGGGGGCUCCAGCAGAUGAAGAAGGCACAUUGAUGGAGUGGCAGGAUGAUGAGGGGCAGGGAGCUGUGGUGGAUCCCAAGAGAAAGGAAGAAGCAGAGCUCUCUUUCAGGAGGCAGAAGGGCACGUUGCCACGGAAGCGCUCCACAGAGGCUGAGGAGCCUGGCUCUUCCGACGAGGAGGCUCGCGAGGCCCAGAAAAGGCCAGAGUACCCCAGGAAGGCCCUGAAGAAAGGCUCCAGCCUGGAUUCCCCAGAAGCAUCUGACAAAGCCUCGCGUAAGGGGGAGCUGCGCCGCGGCAGCUCUGCUGACAGCGCCCUGUUGCUUAGUCUCCCCUCGGAUGAAGCGGAGCCCCACUCCCGCAAACGCCUGACCAAAGCAGCCUCCAUGGAGCUGCCCCAUCGGAGCCCCAGCCCCGGCACAUUGUACCGCAGGAAGGGUGGGCUGCCAGAGGAAGAAUACACCCAGCGCCUGGAGGUCAUGCGGCAGCGCCUGCUGCACGGCAGCCCCGUGGACGGUAAGCUGAGCGGCUUGCGGGGGCCGCUGCUGGAGACCCUCGGCCUUGAGAAAAAGGGCUUGAGGCCUCCCAGGCUGGAGAAGCAACUGCCCCCCGGGCACAAGAUGGCGCGCGCAGCCUCCAUCGAGACGGCUCCGCAGCACAUGCCCCCUGAGGGGCGCCUCCUCCAAAAGAGCAGCUCCUUCAGCCAAGGCGACGGGGAGCCUGUCACCCUGCACCGCCGCUCCGGAGCACCGCUGGAAAUCCCCUUAGCCCAGGCCGAAGUCCAGAGGCUGAAAGAGACGCCGUCCCUCUCCGCUCUGAAUGAAUCCAGGCCCCACACGCCACACGAGGUUCCCUCCAAGCCGCCUACCCCUGAGGCGGAGGCGGGAACAAAGCCCAUCGGCAGGGCUAGCUUGAGGAGACCAACCGCCAGGGGACCUGAGGAAAAGGCGUUGGUGAGAUUGUCCAAACCUGAUGCUCCAGAAGCUGUGAAAGCCAUAGGCUCUCCAAGGAAGCCAACAACUCGCACACCCAUCUCACCCACCCCAGGCAGCUCGGCCCCCAAGCGUUCGGCCUACGCUGAUGUCAUGCAGAGCCUGGCUGGCGAGUCAUCCCAGGUCCCUCACAGGGAGGCUGCAGAACCUUCUGCGGCUGCCUCAGAAGGUAUACCUCAAACCUCUCCAGCUACAACACAGUCCCACCCCACUGCUGCCUUUGCCAAGAAGGCUGCGCAGACCCCCAGCAAGGAACCCUCCCCCCAAGUUCGCUCCUCCAGUGCUGAGCACAUCCUGGACAUUGACUCCGAAGAGGUCUUUGAGGCCAAAUUCAAGAGAGGCAGGGAAGGCUCCCUCAGCAGGGGCCGCAAGCUGCUCUCCAGGUCUGAGGAGCGGCAGCUGGCCGGGCCGCGGGAAGAGGGCAUCUACCGGCCAGGCCCUGUGGGUGCCCCACUGGAGCUGUCCAAGUCUGGGGUCUCUCGACACCUGGGCGAGCGCUCUCGUUCUGUGCAGGACCUGCAUGAAGUGGAGAAGGAGGGCGGCUUCAUCCGCAGGAUGUCGAUGCGACUCCGACGCACGCCUCCCGUCGAGAGGAGGAAGGCCAAGGAGGAGGAAGGAGGGGGAGCGAGGCUGUCUGGGGGCCUGGCUUCCAAGGACAAAAAGGACUCGGACAGCCAGCUGUCGGAGCCUGGCUCCAGUGAGUCGCCCGUCAUGGCUGUGCGCAGGAAGAUCGGGACCACCAUGGGGCGCCUCUCCACGCAUCUGCGCAGCCACUCGCAACGUGGCGAGGAAGACCAGGCAGCUGCUGCUGGUGGCGACCGUAUCAGGCAGCCUGAGAAGAAAGCUCCUUUCCUCUCUCACCUGCGCCGUGCAACUUCUGAGGGGGAAAACCUGCGUCAAGUGGGUAUCCCGCAGAACCAGCUGGCAGCCCAGUCUGCAAGUGUCCCUUCCACAGAAUCCUUCCAGUCUGACACAUCCACAGGCAGCGGUCCUGGUGAAAGCCAGCGGCGCGGUUCUCGCUGGGAACGCUGGAGCUUGUCCAGAUCCAAGAAAGACAAGGUUGCUUCACAGCCCAACAUUCCUGCCAGCCUGAGAGGGGACGGUGUUGUCAUUAUGAGUCAACCCUAUGUGCUCAGCGAGUCAGACUUCCCUCCAGUUUUCCACAUAAAAUUGAAGGACCAGGUACUGCUGGAGGGAGAGGCAGUGCAACUCUGCUGCCUUCCCGCAGCCAGCCCUGCCCCUCGCAUACUGUGGAUGAAAGAUAAGAACACCCUGGUAUCAGAGGGUGUUCUCAACAUUGUGGCAUGUAAAGAUGGCCGCCAGCUGCUCACCAUCUCCAAAGUCUCCAAGAAGGAUGCAGGCUUGUAUGAAUGCAAUGCUACCAAUGCGCUGGGCACUGCCACCAGUUCCUGCACCCUGGCUGUAGCAAAGAUUCCUGGGAGACCAGGCACCCCAGAAAUCCCCCAGAAGUACAGGAACACAGUCCUGGUGCUAUGGAGGCCAGCAGAUACUCAGGCACCCUGCACCUACACGCUGGAACGGAAGAUGGAUGGAGAGCAUGAGUGGAAGUUGGUCAGCUCAGGCAUCGCUGACUGCUACUUCAACGUGACAGAUCUCCCUGUUGCGAGCAUGGUCAAGUUUCGUGUUGCCUGUGCCAACAAGGCCGGACAAGGCCCCUACAGCAACCCCUCAGGGAAGGUCUUCAUUGAGGGUGCAGAACCCAAGACUGCCUUCUCAGCUCUCACUGCCAAAAAGAGUACAACUGCCGCGGAGAAAGCUGCUUUCACCAGAUCCACCCAGACCCUCACUGACCAGUCUCCCCAACCCGUGCGCAGAAAUACAGGUCCCCUGCCAUCCUCUCCUCCCAGGAAGCACAAGGGGGCAGUGCCGGCACAAGGGGGCAAGGCUCCUGCUGCCCCCAAAGUGACUCAACCUGAGGAAAAGCCUCUGGCCACGGUGAAGGCCAAGCUCCCGAUUGCGGCCCUGGUUCCAUCCUCCAAGAAGACCUCGUCUUCCGAACCUCCAGCUGUUGCGCCAUCCACCUCUCCAGAGCCAGACUCGAUGCCUUCCAGAACAGCAUCUUCUCUCAGCACCCACAGUGCCUCAGUGCCCAGCAGGGUCUCGCCUGCUGCGGCAUCCUCCCCUGGCUCUUCCGUCUCCAAGUUUUCGCCCAUCUCUCCUGCCUUACCAACCCCUGCGGCAGACUCGCCAGUGACCGUCUCCCCGAAAGCUGUUCCCUACAUGGCCACCUCUUUUAUCUCCAUCCCACCAAGGGAGCCCAGCACGACGGAAGGUGCACGCAGCCAGCCAGUUACCCCCAGCCCAGAAGAGGGGCCUUCUCACACUCGCUUUCUGAGCCGCAGCACUACCCCUGGCCGGGACGCUGGGAGUGGGGCUCAGGGCAGGCUCACUUCAACUUCCAAGGACGAGUCGUCGUUGCGCCAAGGGGUCCCUCAAAAACCCUACACCUUCUUGGAUGAGAAAGCAAGGGGCCGGUUUGGAGUGAUUCGGGAAUGUAAGGAGAAUGCCACGGGCAAGCGAUUCAUGGCCAAGAUUGUGCCCUAUGAAACGGAAGGCAAGCAGAGCGUCCUGCAGGAAUACGAGAUCCUAAAGGGCCUACACCACGAUCGCAUCAUGACUCUGCACGAGGCCUACAUCACCCCCCGCUAUCUGGUGCUGAUAGCUGAACACUGCCCUGGGAAGGAGAUCCUCUACCACUUUGUUGACAGGUUCCGUUACUCAGAGGAUGAUGUGGUGGGGUACGUAACACAGAUCCUUCAAGGACUAGAAUAUCUGCACGGACGGCGCAUCAUUCAUCUCGACCUGAAGCCUGAUAACAUCAUUGUCAGCCCCACAAACACAUUAAAAAUUAUUGACUUUGGCAGUGCCCAGACCUACAACCCACUGGUGUUGCGCCAGCUGGGGCGUCGUGUUGGCACACUGGAGUACAUGGCUCCAGAAAUGGUGAAGGGGGAUCCCAUUGGUUCGGCAGCUGAUAUCUGGGGCUUGGGAGUCCUCAUAUACAUCAUGCUCAGUGGACGCUCCCCAUUCUUUGAAAUGGAUCCCUUGGAAGUAGAGAGCAGGAUCCUGGCAGGGCGUUAUGAUGCCUUCAAGUUGUACCCCAACGUCUCCCAGAGUGCUGCACUCUUCAUCCGCAAGGUUCUCUCUGCCCAUCCAUGGAGCCGCCCAGCUCUCAAGGACUGCUUUGCUAACCCUUGGCUCCAGGACGCCUACCUGAUGAAGCUGCGUCGGCAGACCCUCACCUUCACCACCAGCCGCCUGAAAGAGUUCUUGGUGGAGCACCAGCGGCAGCGCACUGAGGUGGCCACCAAGCACAAGGUCUUACUGCGCUCCUACCAUGGCGCCAGCAGCCACAUGCCCUAGCCGCCUGCCCUGCCGGAGGAGCCACAGAACAUUCCAGCAGGGGGCGUGAUGGGCCAAGCACCCACCCAGCCAGCCAGGGUGGGACUUGUUGAUAUACCUCAUGGAUCAAGAAGAGUCGUCAGCACUGGCCGCUGUUCUUCGCUCUACCUACCAGUCCUGGAGGUAGCCUGGCCCAGAGAGAGGGAGCCUGGGGGCCGAAAAUGGCAGAUUGACAAGAUUCGCUGCCAUGGGGUUGGGUUGAGGGAGGUAUGAAGCGCAGUGGGCCAUGAAGCCAUGCUGUUCCCAGGCCAAGGUCAAGGGGGGAGGAGAAAGCCUUGACGUUUCCUUGUCUAAAUAAACUCCUCCUCCCCGUGGGGAUGCCAAGGGCCCUUCCUGUAUUGUGCCUCAAGGGCUGCGUCUGUACCCUGCGUAGGUCAGGCGCAACCAAGCGCUCCCACUGACUUAACAGCAGAUGCAAAACAUGCCAGCUGCAGCCACUGAGCAAUGGGGCAUCUCUUCCUUACAUGCCAAGCUGAGCUGGGAAGAAGACAAUGAAGGAUCAACCCCGAAGUAUUGCAGAGAAGGCAUUUCAGCAAUGGAAAACUCCAACCCCCCACCUGCAUAGCCAACAGUAUGCAGUAUAGGGAGUAUAAUGGAUAUUUCUGGUCCCCAAGGUAGGGGCUGGGAGUGGAGGUGCACAUUAAAUCCACAGCACCCCUACACUUAAGACAGCAGCUAAUAACAAAGACUGCUGGAGUCAAGGGCUGAUGGUACUUUCCCUGGGGUUCCUCGCCACUCACCUCUGCUUGGGUAUCCAGAAGAAGCCAAUCAUGUGAGACACCCACCAGUUUUUCCCUGUUUACAUACCUACCAUCCCACAAUGCCUCUUCUUUGCUGCUGCCUUCCUUGUGUUUUUCUGACACGGAUACACUCAGCCCAGUCCUACCUUAAGCUUCAGAACCAGUGCAGAAGAUAGAUGCCUUCUCUCCCUGCAUGCCUUUCUGAAUCAAGGACAUGCUUCAGAUACACCACCCCUUCAUACAUUUGCCUACAUGAACCCUCCUCUCUUUCAGUGCUCUUUUGCCAUAGCCCCUUCUGGCACCUACAGAUCACUCACGAUGGCACAGAGACAGGCAGAGGUCCUCCAAACAUAGGCACCUUCUCCUUUUGCAGUCAGGCACACAUGUGACCUUACAUGGCCUCUGGUGGUGGGUGGGUUGAAGAGGACAACAGGGUUGGUUCUAAGUCUUGGGGUGGGGGUAGUGGGCAUUUGUUUCUCUGCUCUUGACCUGUGUAGUGUCCAUAGCAAACCAGACCUGACAUACCCCACUGAGAAGGGUGGAGGCCAUUUUGAAAAUGAGUGUCUACAAGUUUUCACAGCUGCGCCUUAGGGCAACCCAGGAAGGACAAACCUGGAUUUCGUAUGGGUAGGGAAUGAAGAGAAUGUACCACUGGCACAGAGUUGAAAGCAGACCUACCAAAUGAAGCAGACCUACCUAACCACCCCCACCUUGGCUAUGUGAAUCCAUGACCAUGGUUCCCCAUCUCAGUCUUUUCACCCCAUGCCCCAGUGUGUUUUGAUUGUGAAGAUGCUCAUUUCCCUGUGGCAUGGAGCAAGCAAAGCAAACCAGGACUGCUUCCAGAUGGGUGGCUUCCUAGCGCUAAAAAAUCAUUGCUCUUCCACUGUAAGGUACAAGAGGAAUUGCAGUUGAACUUUGCACACUAUCAGGGAUAUUGCACUUUUCUGUAUGUUCAUCCUGCUAUGUCCCAUCCACACCAGUGGGUGUGACAGAGCUGCUGGGUGGGGGAGGGGGAGGAAAGAUCUAAUUCACCUAAGUGGCCAUUUGAAGAAGAAACCUGAGUGAUUCUUAAAAAAAUAAAAUAAAAAUCAGUUAUUUAUUUA
Messenger RNA from Podarcis raffonei (Aeolian wall lizard), 12787 nucleotides. RefSeq names its product striated muscle enriched protein kinase (gene SPEG). NCBI's taxonomy places the organism in Eukaryota, Metazoa, Chordata, Lepidosauria, Squamata, Lacertidae. Bases 484 to 10905 code for a protein of 3473 amino acids. Gene Ontology annotation, biological process: protein phosphorylation; muscle cell differentiation. The transcript has 41 exons. The record is from RefSeq and is a predicted model, not a curated record. Gene Ontology annotation, molecular function: protein kinase activity; protein binding; ATP binding.